This is a messenger RNA of Melozone crissalis (California towhee), 1080 nucleotides long. RefSeq names its product ISL LIM homeobox 2 (gene ISL2). Gene Ontology annotation, molecular function: DNA-binding transcription factor activity, RNA polymerase II-specific; cis-regulatory region sequence-specific DNA binding. The record is from RefSeq and is a predicted model, not a curated record. Gene Ontology annotation, biological process: axonogenesis; neuron fate specification; positive regulation of transcription by RNA polymerase II. The transcript has 6 exons. Lineage: Eukaryota; Metazoa; Chordata; Aves; Passeriformes; Passerellidae. Gene Ontology annotation, cellular component: nucleus. Bases 1 to 1080 code for a protein of 359 amino acids.
AUGGUGGACAUCCUCCUCCCGCGGCCGCUCCCGGGCGCCAUGGGGGAGCCCUCCAAGAGGCGGCCGGGGCUGGCCCUGUGCGCGGGCUGCGGGGGCCGCAUCCAGGACCCCUUCCUGCUGCGGGUGUCGCCGGACCUGGAGUGGCACGUCGCCUGCCUCAAGUGCGCCGAGUGCGGGCAGCCCCUGGACGAGACCUGCACAUGCUUCCUGCGCGACGGCAAGGCCUACUGCAAACGGGAUUACAGCAGGCUCUUCGGCAUCAAGUGCGCCCAGUGCCGGGCGGCGUUCAGCAGCAGCGACCUGGUGAUGCGCGCCCGCGACCACGUCUACCACCUGGAGUGCUUCCGCUGCGCCGCCUGCGGCCGCCAGCUCCUGCCCGGCGACCAGUUCUGCCUGCGGGAGCGCGACCUGCUCUGCCGCGCCGACCACGGGCCGCCCCCCGACGGCGCCGCCGCCCGCGGACCGCGCAGCCCCGCGCUGCCGCCGGCCGCCGCCGCGCACCUCGCAGAGCCGGUGCCCGGGCGGCCGCCCGCCCCGCGGCCGCCGGCGCACAAGGCGGCGGAGAAGACCACCCGCGUGCGGACGGUGCUGAACGAGAAGCAGCUGCACACGCUGCGGACCUGCUACGCCGCCAACCCGCGCCCCGACGCCCUGAUGAAGGAGCAGCUCGUGGAAAUGACGGGGCUCAGUCCCCGCGUCAUCCGCGUUUGGUUCCAGAACAAGCGCUGCAAGGACAAGAAAAAGUCCAUUCUCAUGAAGCAGCUCCAGCAGCAGCAGCACAGCGACAAGACGAGCCUGCAGGGCCUCACCGGGACUCCGCUCGUGGCCGGCAGCCCCAUCCGCCACGAGAGCGCCGUGCAGGGCACCGCCGUGGAGGUCCAGACCUACCAGCCGCCCUGGAAGGCGCUCAGCGAGUUCGCCCUGCAGAGCGACCUGGAGCAGCCCGCCGCCUUCCAGCAGCUGGUCUCCUUCUCCGAGUCCGGCUCCUUGGGCACCUCCUCCGGCAGCGACGUGACCUCGCUGUCCUCCCAGCUCCCCGACACCCCCAACAGCAUGGUACCCAGCCCAGCCGAGACGUGA